This is a messenger RNA of Drosophila mojavensis, 2574 nucleotides long. RefSeq names its product carboxylesterase 5A. Lineage: Eukaryota; Metazoa; Arthropoda; Insecta; Diptera; Drosophilidae. Bases 654 to 2489 code for a protein of 611 amino acids. Gene Ontology annotation, cellular component: synapse; cell surface; postsynaptic membrane. The transcript is spliced from 2 exons. The record is from RefSeq and is a predicted model, not a curated record. Gene Ontology annotation, molecular function: neurexin family protein binding; signaling receptor activity. Gene Ontology annotation, biological process: neuron cell-cell adhesion; postsynaptic membrane assembly; chemical synaptic transmission.
AAAAUAUAUAUAAUUUAAAUUUUUAAUCAAUUUUAUUAGGAUUUUAAAUUUAAAAUAUAAAAAUUGUUGGAAUUUAUAUACGAACCUAAAAAGCGUCAAAUCUGCAACUUUAACUAACUGUAAAAUAAUAAUUGUAAAUAAAAUAUUAUACAAAAAAAAUAUUAAAAUGUAUAAAAAAGGAGAGAUAUAUUACUAAUAAUUAUAUCAUUUUAUUUAUAGCAAUGAUUAACCCAUUCAUUUAAAAAUGUAGCAAUUUGCAUUGUAAACAAACUGUUGAAUAACUAAAAUAUCCAUUAGUAUGUAAGCGAAUGCUCUAAUAACCUACUAGAAGAGUCAAGCUAUUCAGAACUUUCACUUUACGAUAGGGUAUAGAAUUAGCUCAAUUUAUGACCUAGCAACGAAAGCGUUGUAAUUUGGGAUAUUAAAGCCCUGAUUGCUGCCAUGGCAACGAAGGCUUAGCAAUGAUUUUAUUCAUCCAUAAGAAUUAAAAAAAAAAACUGAUUGUUGUCAUGGAUACGAAGGCUUAGCAACAGGGUUUAUUAGCUUGUUUUUCGUUCCUUGACAAUUUUAUUGACCAAAAAAAAGAAUCUUAGAAACUCCUGAGUAUUGUACCUUAAACCCUCUAAGCAUGUGCAAAAAUACUACAAGUCACGAUGUGGUCGAAGAAUUUGUUAAUUUGUGUUUAUUUCUACGUCACAUAUAAUUUGUUCUACACGUGUGUAAAUAGCAUCGAUGCACCCUAUAUACAUAUACCCGGAAAUGGUAUUAUAUCUGGGACAUAUCUGAAAAUGUAUCGAACUCAAAAUAUUAAAGCAUACUUGGGCAUUCGGUAUGCACAUGCUGCAAGAUUCUCUCCGCCCGACAUUGAAUUGCCGCCAUGGAAAGGCGUUUUCAAUGCAACCUCCUUCGCGCCCAGCUGUUGGCAAAAAGCGCGCGUCCCAACAAAUGCCCAGCUCGAUAAAGUAUUGGAUGUUCUUUCGGGAGAUAUGCCUAAUGAGAAUGGUGCAAAAAAAUACGAUGAGAACUGUUUGCAUUUGAAUGUUUAUGUACCUGACGGACUACCUGAAGUCGAUGGAUAUGCUGUAAUUGUUUGGAUUCAUUCCGGGAACUUUACAACGGGCAGCCCAAUUGACAUUGAACCAUUUCAAUUGGUUUUUAAGCAGAAAGUUAUUGUUGUAACAUUUUCGUAUCGAUUAAAUAUAUUUGGCUUCUUUUCGACGGAUGACGGCGAAGCUCAAGGAAAUUUUGGAUUGAUGGACCAGUCGGCUGCACUAUAUUGGGUUAAGAAAAAUAUCAAUUAUUUCGGUGGUGACGAGAAUCGGAUCACAUUAAUGGGCCACGAUGCUGGUGCAAUUAGUGCGGCUUUGCAUAUGACGUCGGGGGAGUGGUCGAAGGGCGCUUUUCAUAAAGCAAUUAUAAUGUCUGGAAAUCCCCUCGUCCCUGUUCGAUUUCCACAUGAAUUCAACAAUGAUUUGGAUAGGAUAUCAAAUAUUUUCGGAUGUGCUCGAAGACCAACGUCGCUAUUAAUUCAAUGUUUAAAGAGAAUCGAUGCAAAAAUAAUAACCGAGAAUCUGCCGUCUAUUCAGUGGGGUCCCAUUGUCGAUUAUGGACUAAGUAAUACGUCAUAUCCAUUUAUCGAAAACCAGCCGGAAAAUCUAUUCAAGAGUGGAACUUAUCACAAAGUGCCACUGAUUGUUGGCAUUACGGAUAUGGAGGAAGUUCUUACACUUUUAGAUGAGUAUAUUUCUACUGAGCUAACUACGGAGGAUAUCAAAAGCUUCUUUUCCGACAUUGCAGUAAAUGAUAUCUAUAAAGUAACCGGAAAUAACGAAUGGUGUACAAACUUCCCCAUCGUUUCUGAUGCUAUUAAUUUUAUGUAUUCCGAUGAAAACAGCGAGGAAGAAAUGAAAAUUAAUACAAAUAUAAUCAAUUCUCAUACGGAAAAAGCAUAUUUAACUCCAUUGGAAACGUUUAUAGACAUCGUCAGUAAGCAUCAGACUGUUUAUAGCUAUAUAUUUAAGUUUCGAUCCAAAACUCUAAGCUCUGAUCUACCGAAUUGGAUUGGAGUGCCGAAGUAUUUCGACCAGAUAUUCGUUUGGGGUAUUCCCUAUGUGGGCAAUGUUGUGGAGUGGAAGCCCACUGAUAAGAAAAUGGCAGACAUUGUUAUGACACUGUGGGCGAAUUUUGCGAAAGCAUCGAAUCCUACAAAGGCCAAUGUAUAUGUGAAAUGGAGCGCUAUGGAGCCGCCCAGAUAUUCAUACUUGAUAGUUGAUGAAAGUUUCAAUACUGGUUAUCUCUCGGACAAUCGUCGCGUACAGUUUUGGAAAAAUUUGUAUCCGAAAAUUGUCAAUUUUGCAACAGAAUGCUGUAAUUCUACAAACGGAGGAACAACUAACUUAAUCCCUUAUAUAAAUCACUUAGCUAUAUGUCUAUCAUGCCUUAUAUGCCUUGAUAUAUAUGUACAAAUACCUAUAUUAACAUAUUUUUAAUAAUAUUUACAAGGAUUAUAAAUAGAUCUACACCAUUGACAGACCAUGAGAUAAAUUAAUAAAACCAUUAUUACGAAUAAUUGAG